This is a messenger RNA of Haemonchus placei, 1740 nucleotides long. The record is from the annotation of a GenBank genome assembly. Lineage: Eukaryota; Metazoa; Nematoda; Chromadorea; Rhabditida; Trichostrongylidae.
UUGAUUUUCCAGAAAAAUGAGCUGCGUAGCGCUGAUACGUUAGAUGGUCUUUGGACAUUUGUUCGAGAGCAAAGUAACUCGGACGACGUUGGCUUGAACUCUUCCUGGCAUACAAUGGAUCUGACCAAAUUCGCUAAUGCGACAGUGAUGCCAGUGCCAGCAGCAUACAAUGAUAUGUCAGCAAGUGCUGAUCUUCGAGACCAUGUUGGUUGGGUAUGGUAUCAGACUAUGGUGAUCAUACCCGAACGUGACGCGGGUCAACGUCUCGUGCUCCGCUUCGGUAGCGUCAACUACUAUGCCAAAGUGUUCUUUAAUUCUAAAGAGGUCGGAUCUCAUGUGGGUGGCCAUCUACCAUUUGAGUUCGAUGUCACAAAUGUGGCAAAGCUCGGAGCGAUUAAUAAGGUUACGGUUGCCGUAAACAAUACUCUGUCAUGGUCGACAAUCCCGCAAGGCGAUUUCAACUAUAUGAAGGACUCCACACGAAACAUUGGUGGAAGAAAUAUCUCCAGAACACCCGAUGGUGCCUUCAAAAACAUAGGCAAUUUCGAUUUCUUCAAUUAUGCUGGAAUACUUCGUCCAGUGUACCUAUUGAAGCUACCGCCCAGUCAUAUAGUCGACGUUUGGAUCAUUGCCGAACAUCUAGGAUCGUUUUCUUAUCAAGUCACCCUUAGCCAAAACCGUUCUGAUGAAGAUGUCGUUGUUCGAAUGUUAGAUCCAGAUGGAAACGUGGUGUACUCGGCACGUGGUCUUGAACAGAAGGGUUCCAUAACAGCGGUGAAGCCGUGGUGGCCUCGAGGGAUGGGUGAGCCAAAUCUAUACACAUUGGAGGUAGAAUUGGUGGUGCCACGAGAGCAAGUCCGGCUGGAUAUCUACCGACAAAAGUUCGGUUUUCGUUCAGUCGGCUGGAGUGAAAACCAGAUCCUAAUCAACGACAAACCAUUUUAUUGCCUUGGUUUCGGUAUGCACGAAGAUUUUGAGAUUCAUGGUCGUGGAUUCAAUCCGGUUGUAAUGACAAAGGAUCUUAACCUGCUCGAAUGGAUGGGUGGAAAUUGCUACCGCACCACGCACUAUCCUUAUGCUGAGGAGAGAAUGGCAGAAAGUGAUCGUCGAGGAAUUGCAGUUGUCGUCGAAACACCGGCCGUAGGACUUAAGGGUUUCUCAAAAGAGAACAACUUGCUUCAUCUGAAAAUGCUCGAAGAACUAAUCCAACGAGACAAAUCGCAUCCUUGUGCGAUCAUGUGGAGUCUGGCCAAUGAGCCGAAAAGCGAUCGAAAGGAAUCCAGAGUAUAUUUCAAGAGUCUUGUCGACCACGCCCAUGAUCUAGACAAGACUCGCCCAGUGACUAUUGUGUACGGACCAACUAGCUUUGACAAUGAUCAGACAGCUGACCUCAUAGACGUUAUCUCUGUUAAUCGAUACUACGGGUGGUAUAUUGAUAUGGGCAAGUUGGACUGGAUCAAUCAAAGCGUAUACUGGGAUAUCGCUCAAUGGUCAGACAAGUAUAAACGACCUAUUAUAGUCACCGAAUACGGAGCUGACAGUCUACCAGGGUUGAAUCAGGAGCCUUCCGUGGACUUCUCAGAGCAAUAUCAAAAUGAUCUCAUCAUUCAAACACAUCAUGCUUUUGACGUUCUUCGCAAGGAACACCGACUUGCUGGAGAGAUGAUUUGGAAUUUCGCCGACUUUAUGACUGCCAUGAGUAGGAACUUUAAUUCUAAGGAUUUUGCAGCCGUCCGUUAA